Messenger RNA from Maylandia zebra (zebra mbuna), 5427 nucleotides. RefSeq names its product Ras protein specific guanine nucleotide releasing factor 1 (gene rasgrf1). The record is from RefSeq and is a predicted model, not a curated record. Gene Ontology annotation, molecular function: guanyl-nucleotide exchange factor activity. Gene Ontology annotation, biological process: Ras protein signal transduction. NCBI's taxonomy places the organism in Eukaryota, Metazoa, Chordata, Actinopteri, Cichliformes, Cichlidae. Gene Ontology annotation, cellular component: plasma membrane.
UCUGCUUUCCCAAGCAUGCGUCACGUGACUUCACCCAGCACUGCCUGGCUGAGCACCAAGCCUACUGGUUUCUGGAUAUUUCAUGUGAGAAAAGGACAAACCUCGAACCCCUUUUCCUCUUAUCGUUCAGUCUGAGACAGUUUUGGGGUUUGUUUGUUUUUUUUACCUUUUUACCUCAUCUUUCCCCCCCACACCAUCGGAUAAUGUGGACCUUCAAAGCGCUCGGAGUAUGACAAAAGAUUUUAGGAUGCUGGACUUGUGCUCCUCGUUUUGUUUUGUUUAGUUAAAUGCCAACACGGUGAAUGCGUCGGACAGAGUGGACAAGCCUGCUGCUAGAGGUCCGCAUUGAGAAAGUCAACAUCUUGCCUUUCUUUAUUUGAUUUUUUCCCCCUGAGCGACUUCAGAAGGAUGUAACGACCGAUCCACCUUGCGCAUCUGAAGUGUCCUCAUCAAAAUGCAGAAGGGAAUACGACUUAAUGAUGGUCAUGUCACCUACCUGGGGCUUUUGGCAAAGAAGGAUGGUACAAGACGAGGGUGCUUGAGCAAAAAGAGCUCAGACAACACGAAAUGGCACACAAAGUGGUUCGCUUUGUUACAGAAUAUGCUCUUUUAUUUUGAGAACGAGUCCAGUUCUCGACCCUCGGGAUUAUACCUGUUGGAGGGAUGCACAUGCGACAGGGCGCCUUCACCUAAACCUUCGCUGUCAGCCAAGGAGUGUUUGGAAAAGCAGUACUAUUUCACAGUCAGCUUCAACCACGAAAACCAAAAGGCCCUUGAGUUGCGCACGGAGGAUGUAAAGGACUGCGAUGAAUGGGUGGCUGCCAUAUCACACGCCAGUUACAGAAACUUGGCUACAGAGCAUGAGGCUCUCAUGCAGAAGUAUCUUCAUCUGCUUCAGAUUGUGGAGACGGAGAAAACAGUUGCUAAGCAACUUCGACAACAGAUAGAGGAUGGGGAAAUAGAGAUUGAAAGGCUCAAGUCAGAGAUUGCUGGGCUGCUCAAAGACAACGAGAAGAUCCAUGCCAGCCCUGCAGCCGCUCCAACUGACGAUGACUCUGAAAUUAAGAAGAUCAAAAAGGUCCAGAGCUUUCUGCGAGGCUGGAUUUGCAGGAGGAAGUGGAAAACCAUCAUCCAGGAUUAUAUCCGCUCGCCUCAUGCAGAGAGCAUGAGGAAGAGGAACCAGGUGGUGUUCAGCAUGUUGGACUCGGAGGCAGAGUACGUCCAGCAGCUUCAUAUUCUGGUGAACAACUUCUUGAGGCCGCUGCGCAUGGCCGCCAGCUCUAAGAAGCCUCCCAUCACCCACGAUGAUGUCAGCAGCAUAUUCCUCAACAGUGAAACCAUCAUGUUUCUGCAUCAGAUCUUUUACCAGGGCCUGAAAGCCAGAAUAGCAAGCUGGCCAACAUUAGUCCUUGCUGACCUGUUCGACAUCUUGCUGCCCAUGCUGAACAUCUACCAGGAGUUUGUGAGGAACCACCAAUACAGCCUGCAGAUCCUGGCACAUUGCAAGCAGAACCGAGACUUUGAUAAAUUGCUGAAGCAGUAUGAGGCCAAGCCCGACUGUGAGGAAAGGACCCUGGAGACCUUCCUUACCUACCCUAUGUUCCAGAUUCCUCGCUACAUCCUGACUCUCCAUGAGCUGCUGGCCCACACACCCCAUGAACAUGUAGAGAGAAAUAGUCUGGACUAUGCCAAAUCUAAGCUGGAGGAGCUUUCCAGAAUAAUGCAUGAUGAAGUGAGCGAGACCGAGAACAUCAGGAAAAACUUGGCAAUAGAGCGCAUGAUUGUAGAGGGCUGCGAGAUUCUCCUUGACACCAGCCAGACGUUUGUAAGACAAGGGUCCCUCAUCCAGGUGCCAAUGAGCGAGAAGGGCAAGAUCACCCGUGGGCGACUGGGUUCUCUGUCUCUAAAGAAAGAAGGGGAGAGGCAGUGCUUUCUCUUCUCCAAGCAUUUAAUCAUCUGCACCAGGGGGUCUGGGGGAAAGCUUCAUCUCACCAAGAACGGAGUAGUUUCGCUUAUAGACUGCACUCUUGUGGAAGAUCCUGAGGGGACAGAUGAUGAGUCUAAAUCAGACAAGAGUGGUCAGGACAUGGAGCACCUGGACUUCAAGAUUGUUGUGGAGCCAAAGGACAGCCAGUCAUUCACAGUCAUCCUGGUAGCCUCCUCAAGGCAGGAGAAGUCUGCAUGGACUAGUGACAUCAGCCAGUGCAUAGACAACAUCCGCUGCAAUGGCCUGAUGAUGAACGCCUUUGAAGACAACUCCAAAGUCACAGUGCCGCAGAUGAUCAAGUCAGAUUCAAGUCUGUACUGUGAUGACGUGGACAUCCGUUUCAGUAAGAUGAUGAACUCCUGCAAGGUGCUGCAGAUCCGCUACGCCAGCGUGGAGCGUCUGCUCGAGAGACUUACUGAUCUCCGUUUCCUUUCAAUCGACUUCCUCAACACCUUCCUGCAUUCCUAUCGUGUGUUCACCACUGCUGAUGUGGUGCUGGAUAAACUCAUCACCAUCUACAAGAAACCCAUCAGUGCCAUUCCGGCCCGGUCACUGGAGUUAUUCUUUGCCAGCAGUCAAAAUAAUAAACUUCUUUAUGGCGAGCCACCCAGCUCCCCCAGGGCUAGCAGAAAGUUCUCCUCCCCUCCUCCUCUCGCUAUUGCCAAGAACUCAUCCCCCAACCGCCGUCGCAAGCUCUCUCUCAAUAUCCCCAUCAUCACUGGGGGCAAAGCUCUUGACCUGGCUGCCCUUAGCUGCUCCUCAAAUGGCUAUGCAAGCAUGUAUUCCUCCAUGUCUCCAUUCAGCAAGACCACCUUGGACAUCAAUAAACUGUAUGUGUCCAGCCCGAUCGCGAGCAAAAUCUCUGAUGAGGGAGAAGACAAGAAGGAAAAGGUGGACGACCCCUCGGCAUGCAAACAAGAUCUCUCUGUACGAGAAGAAAGUGAUAAUGAUCAAAACCAGAGCGAUGACGGGGAUCCAGAAGCUUCUCCUACCAAAUCUCCAACUACACCAAAAAAUAUCAAAUGCAAAAACUCCUCAGAGUUUUCCCUGUUUUCCUACAACAACGGCAUGGUGAUGUCAUCAUGUCGAGAGCUGGACAACAACCGCAGUGCUCUAUCUGCUGCCUCCGCCUUUGCUAUUGCUACUGCUGGAGCCAAUGAGGGUACCCCUACCAAGGAAAAAUAUAGACGGAUGUCCCUUGCCAGUACAGGUUUUCCAACAGAUCAGAGAAAUGGAGACAAAGAGUUUGUGAUCAGACGAGCGGCAACCAACAGAGUCCUGAAUGUGCUUCGGCACUGGGUGUCCAAACACUCUCCGGACUUUGAGAGCAACAAUGAGCUGAAAACGAAGGUUAUUGCCUUUUUGGAGGAAGUGAUGCAUGACCCUGAGCUGUUGACCCAGGAGAGGAAAGCGGCAGCCAACAUCAUCAGGACUAUAACUCAGGAAGAUCACGGUGACAAUCAGAUCGCGAUAGAAGACGUGACACAACUGGUAAGUGAAGUGGGAGGAGGGAAAGCUGAGACCUUCGAGAAUCACUCAGCAAUGGAAAUUGCAGAGCAGCUCACUCUGUUGGACCACCUGGUGUUCAAGGUCAUUCCAUACGAGGAAUUCUUUGGCCAAGGCUGGAUGAAGAAUGACAAAAAUGAGAAGACGCCGUAUAUCAUGAGGACAACGAAGCACUUCAAUGACAUGAGCAACCUUAUUGCCACGGAGAUCCUCUGCUGUGAUGAUGUUGUAACCCGGGUAGCAGUCAUCGAAAAAUGGGUAGCUGUGGCCGAUAUCUGCCGUUGUCUACAUAACUACAACGCCGUUCUCGAGAUCACCUCAUCACUGAACCGCAGCUCUGUUUUCCGUCUCAAGAAAACUUGGCUCAAAGUUUCCAAGCAGACUAAAGCACUGAUUGACAAACUGCAGAAGCUGGUCUCAUCAGAGGGGAGGUUCAAAAACCUCAGAGAGGCUUUGAAGAAUUGCGAUCCUCCCUGUGUGCCCUAUCUGGGGAUGUAUCUCACUGAUCUGGCUUUCAUUGAGGAGGGAACGCCGAACUACACCGAGGACAACUUGGUCAACUUCUCAAAGAUGAGGAUGAUUUCUCACAUCAUCAGAGAAAUCAGACAGUUUCAACAAACAGCAUAUAAGAUUGACUUGCAACCAAAGGUAGCCCAGUAUCUGCUGGACAAAAGCUUUGUUCUGGAUGAAGAAAGCAUGUAUGAAGCCUCACUCAGAAUUGAGCCUAAAGUGCCCAACUGAUGGGGAAGGUGGCCCUCCAUAGUAUUUUCUUUGUUAAUAUUACACAUCAGUUAACAUGCACAUCAACAUUUGUAUAGCUGUACAUGCUUAAGAUCUUGCUCCUCUGUACAGUAGAUGUUUAAAGUUGUUUGACAACAUAAAACAUUUUAGUGUAUAUUUUUCCGUGUAUGAUUUUUGUUGUUGCCAUUUCCACAAUGACACCUGCUUGAAGGAUUUUUUUUAAAUUUCUAUGAGUAUUUCAAGAACAAUAAUAGAGGUCACUUUAGCUGCAUGCAACCGUGUCUUCUACUGUGACCAAUGACAUUAUUUUGCAUCAUGCCAUACUGUAUCAAAUUUGCACUUCGAGCACUCGUGUUGCUGGCUGUUGUUCUCUUGGCUUGAGUUUUAUUGAUGACUGAAGUUCUCUGCAACCAAUGUAGCAUUGUAAAAAAAAAACUAAAACAAAAAAAUACUCCAUAAAAUCAGGUAAAAGAGCACAGAGAAUAUAAUUAAAGGUAGACAACAGUGAUCAGUGCAACUGACAGCAAGGUAUCCAAAGCAUAUGUGUCUCUGUGCUUCCCGAACCAAAACAAGAAGGAUUUGUUUCUUCAUUUCUGCUCACUAUUCUAAAGACAGGGGUUCCCAACUGUGCUUACCACACUGAAUGUUUUCCUACAGUGUAACUGUGGAGCAGUCCAGUAUGUCCAACCAGAUAUGAAAGUGAAUACAAGGUAAAGGUUCUUGUUGAAGUUAUUGGCUGAAUGAGAAAAAUGAAUACAGUCCACAGGAAGGUCAACUCUGUGAGCUAAAUGCUAAAAUUUGCAUGCUAUAUUUGCGAAGUUAACUGAACAACAAGCUCACCACUGUAGCUUAACUUGUUAGCAUGCUCACAUUUUCUAAUUAGCACUAAACGUACCGGUAUAUUGAAAGCUUACAGAAAUGUUAUUGGUUUUGCAAAAAUCAGUCAAGUAUUCACCAAAAAUUGUAAAUAUUGUUCUAAAAGUUGGAAAGUUAAUGGACCAGUUUAUCCUCUGUUGUUGUUGAGACAUUUUAUUAACAUCCACUGAUGUAAAUCACUAAUGUAAACCCUGUCGACAUCAUUGAAAUCAGAAGCAAAUGUGCUGAGAUGUGCCAAAAUAUUUCAGGCUGAGCUGCGAAAAAUCGCACUCUUGUUGCUAGAACCAUCAGCUCAGUCUACAUAUUUAUACUGAUAC